AUGCAGCUCUCCACUCUGUUUCUGAGCCUUGUGCUCCCCCUCCUCGCCGCCGCCGGCCCCAUCACCGUCGAAUCCGGGCCCGAGGCCUCUUCAUCCCUGGUUAUCCGCAACCUGGCCACGGGAGAGCCGGAGUCCUUCAAAAACGCCACGCUCCUCGGCGUCGACAUCUUCGGGCCCAUGCCGGACGACUACGAGGUGGUGGGCGAGGGGCUGAACAAGGCCGAGCCCGGGUCCAAGUCGUGGGCGUGGCUGCGGGCGCAGAUUGACAUGUCACCCGAGGACGUGCCGGCGCACCGCCGGGCCGAGGUCGAGAAGCGCCAGUCGGGCAGGAGCGUCACCGUCAACGCCUACACGGGCUACGACUGCUUCGGCACAAACUUCUUCUCGAACCCCACCAGCUACAACGUCCACUACUACCACAGCGUCUUGAGGUUCACCAGCUUCGGCAUCGGUGGCCGCAACCUCGGCAGCCGGGAGCAGCUCGACUUUAGCAACUUUCAAGGCAACGACGCUUGUGGCCUGUGGAUCGCAACGCGGACCUUUUCCCCAGUUGGCUGUAAUGGCCAGGUUGGCCGCUCAAUUUUCGCCCUCCGGGCGCCGGUCGUCAUGGCCUCACCAGAGGUCUCAAACCGCCGCGCGCGCCCGCAGAGCACGCCGCAGGCUUUGCCGCAGGGCCAGGCCGAGUCAGGACACGUAUCUCUCGACACGCGCACCGCUAACGCGCCUGAGCCGGCUGGCCGCGGAAGGUACUCCAGCCUCCCGGCCCUGGCCAUCAAAACACUGCAGCAGGAGUUGGAAAACGUGGAAACAGUCGGCAGCUGGCUCGAAGAGGUCUUUGCAGCCAAGCUCGAAAGUUUACAGGCCCCGGAGGACGCCGCGCUUAGGAGAAUUGUUCUUGAACUUGACGACGUGAUCAGCGGCUGGUUCCUCAGUCGCACCCUCCCUGAAAAAGAGCGUUCGCGCUCCCCGUCGCGUUCGCCGACCAGUUCCAGCGAAAGGCGCAGCAUUUUAAUUACGAGGACGGGCACGGCGUCGUCGGCCUCUAAAGGCAGAGGCACGCCCACUAACAAAUCGGUCACAUGGGCCGAGCGAGCCGCCACGCCACCAGCGGCGGCCCCAACGCGAAUUUUAACCCCGGCCACGCGCUCGUACCCGAUACGUACGACGCCCGGCAAUGCACCUGACAGCUCCGCAACUCCCUCCCAAUCGGGCCGGGACCGCUCCCAAGCCCCGAAACGUUUGACAGAACAGCCGUCCAACCGCAUCCUGAUCCGCGUAAAUGACAAAUUGCGGAUGGUGACGAGGGAGCCAUACGCGGUAACGACCAAAUUGGCCGAGUUGGUCUCGGUGCCACACAGUGAAAUCCCAAACGCCAAGCGUACCCCCACGGGCUGGGGUGUUACGGUGGCCUCUGAGGAAACACGGCAAAAACUCCUCAACCCCAGCGCGGUCAAGGCCAUUAUGGACGCAUUGGACGCGCGGGAAGUCACUGUCCCGACAACCUGGCACACAUACGCCGUUUCUGAAGUGCCCCGAACGCUCAAUUGCCUGGACGGAAGAAAGGACGUACAUGAGGUAAUCCAGGAGGAGAUUACCGUGGCAGCAGGCCAGCAGCCAGUCAACUGGCAUAUUUCCAAACAUGGUUACGACCCACAUACGGCUGAGGGCACGUGGAUAGUGUCUUUCCUUUAACCCGUAAAGCCCUUU
Messenger RNA from Pyricularia oryzae 70-15, 1707 nucleotides. RefSeq lists its product as uncharacterized. Bases 1 to 1692 code for a protein of 563 amino acids. Lineage: Eukaryota; Fungi; Ascomycota; Sordariomycetes; Magnaporthales; Pyriculariaceae. The transcript has 3 exons. The record is from RefSeq and is a predicted model, not a curated record.